AUGUCGUAUUCUCGGCCUUCAUUUCGACGCUUCCCAGUGACUUCACGACUCUCCAACAAGUAUGAAAUGUAUUUAUAUCGAGAAGGAGGGGUGGAUGAUCCAAACAAGUUGACGGGAGUCCCUGCGUUGUUCAUUCCCGGUCAUGCAGGUAGUUACAAGCAGGUGCGAUCCAUUGCUGGUGAAACAGCACAAUAUCAACCUUCACUCGACUUCUUCACAGUGGAUUUGAAUGAAGAGUUUUCAGCUAUCAGUGGUCGCCUGUUACUUGAUCAAGCCGAGUAUUUAAAUGACGUUGUUCAACAUAUUCUCGCUCUUUAUCAGCACCGAUUCAGCUCUGUGGUCAUUGUGGGUCAUUCUAUGGGUGGUAUUGUUGCACGCUUGAUGCCAACACUUGCCAAUUAUCAACCACACAGCAUCAAUACCAUCCUCACACUCGCUUCACCUCAUGCAAAAGCGCCCAUUGUAUUGGACCCAAAGAUUGCACGUAUAUAUCAGUCAUCCAUUCAUCCUAUCGCAUCCAACAUCACCAUCAUGUCAUUAGCCGGUGGGACCUCGGACUCUAUUGUGAAUUCCGAUGCAGCAAGCUUGAGCAGUGAUCCUGGUGGUCUUACUGCAUUUACGACAUCCAUCCCACAAGUAUGGACGACAUGUGAUCAUAUGGCUAUCCUGUGGUGUAACCAGCUUGUCAAAAGGGUCGGCAAAGCAUUGGUGGAAAUCACGAAUAAGAACGACAUUUCUGGAACACGACCUUUCGAUGAUCGCAUUCAAAUCUUUCAAAAGUAUUUUGCGCCAUCAUCAAUAACUCCUGUAUUGAAAGACUAUGUCAACGUGCAAGACGCAUCUAUUGUGAAUGAUCCUCGAACGGCUAUCGCAAUGGAAACGAAUCAAAUGAAAUUGAUACGGAGCAAGGGCCUAAUGGGAGUACUUACAAAUGAUGAGGAUCUACAACUCUUGACUUGUGGAAAAGAUCAGCAUGAAUGCCGACGCAUCAAAAACACAGCCAUUCGCUUGCCCACCUCGACAUCGACCGAUACGCAUUCUUCUUUCCAUGGCUCAUCGUUUUGGUUUCAUCAAGUGGAUGCCGAGCAGUAUCUUGGUAUUCAAUCGACACAAAAGGAUACAUUCGUUGUGACUGAUACCAUUGACGAUGCAUCAUCGAUGAUUGUGCAAUAUUCAAUGUGGGAUGUGAUUAUGCAAGGCGUGUCGAUACCCAUCUUUGACAAGCUGUACUCAUCCAUAUCUAUUCCUGCCAUCCGACAACCAUUACUUGCAUACCAACUCACAUUAACAUUCGCUGGGAAAUGCGACACACCACCAUUAUUCGCCCCACUGGUUCAACAAACGUUUGGAGACGAGAGCAAAUUUCACGUGGGAUUGAUUGGCAAAGAGCGUUCGGUGAUAGAUAUCAACUUUUACGCAGACCCAGCUAUGGAUCAUUCAUUGGAGAUUCGUGUAUGGGCUCCUUACCCGAUGCAUGUUGGAUUGGCCGUUGAUUGGUAUGGUUCCAUUGGCAAAUGUAUACUGCGAGCGGGUCCCGCCAUUGUUGUCUACAUCUUUGUGAUCACAUUAAUGGUUCUUCAACAAACACUUCAAGGUGGAUCCCUUGUAAGCGGAUUGACGAGAGCUCUCAAGAUUGACGUGCCAAGUAUUGUUGCUGUUGUGUCACUACAUGGAAUAUUAUCACAACGAGAUGCAUGGUGGUUACAUGCAGCAUCUUUGUUUUUGGCUGCAGGUAUCACAUGUUUGCUGUGGGCUGUGCUACGCUUGUUGCAGGCAGUGUUUCGAAUGUUGCUUUGGCCCGUGCCCUUACAAUACCAAUCAUCCAUGAUGUGGGUUCCUUCAGCGAUGGCUUUGGGGCUUAUUCGGGUAUUACCUGUGCCUGUGAUUGUUGUGGGUCUAUACAUUUUCUGGUUGGGAGUCACUGCACGUCAUCAGGAUCCUAUUCGAGAAGCUGUUCUCCUCUUUUUGACAUCGUUUAUGCCUUACAAUGUCCCUGGUCUUAUUGUCUAUAUCCGUGAUGUAAUGCAACUGGGAUGGCAAACCCCAUCGUGGUCGAUGAUGGAUGUUCUAGACGAUUUACCGGCACUCGCAGCUGUUCUAUUGUUGAUUGCUAUGGACCGAUACUCUUCUUUCCUCAAAAGCCGAUACUUUUCCUAUCUUACAACUGUCAUGAUAUUAUACUAUGCUAUCUACGGCGAUCGUGAUCCCUUCCCACUCCAUAGACUCGUACAUCAUUAUUGGCUCUUGGCAGUUUCAUCAUAA
Lichtheimia ornata is the source of this 2262-nucleotide messenger RNA. RefSeq lists its product as uncharacterized. Gene Ontology annotation, molecular function: phosphatidylinositol deacylase activity. Gene Ontology annotation, biological process: endoplasmic reticulum to Golgi vesicle-mediated transport; GPI anchor metabolic process. The transcript has 8 exons. Bases 1 to 2262 code for a protein of 753 amino acids. Gene Ontology annotation, cellular component: endoplasmic reticulum. The record is from RefSeq and is a predicted model, not a curated record. Lineage: Eukaryota; Fungi; Mucoromycota; Mucoromycetes; Mucorales; Lichtheimiaceae.